CCUAUAAAUAGGCCCGGCCCGGGCACUGGCUCAGCUCUUGGAGGGAGUUCGAGAACCAGGCCGCCAGCCUUCGCACACACGGUGCCCCCAGCCCCCUGCCAGCAUGGCCAGCGAGUUUAAGAAGAAGAUCUUCUGGAGGGCCGUGGUGGCCGAGUUCCUGGCCAUGAUCCUCUUCGUCUUCAUCAGCAUCGGCUCUGCGCUGGGCUUCCAGUACCCGGUGGAGAGCAACCAGACGGCGCCGGGGGCUUCCCAGGACAACGUCAAGGUGUCCCUGGCCUUUGGGCUGAGCAUCGCCACGCUGGCCCAGAGCGUGGGCCACAUCAGCGGCGCCCACCUCAACCCCGCCGUCACGCUGGGGCUGCUGCUCAGCUGUCAGAUCAGCAUCCUCCGGGCCCUGCUCUACAUCGUGGCCCAGUGCGUGGGAGCCAUCGUGGGCACCGCCAUCCUCUCGGGCAUCACCUCAUCCCUGCCUAACAACUCCUUGGGCCGCAACGAGCUGGCCCCUGGUGUGAACUCCGGCCAGGGCCUGGGGAUCGAGAUCAUCGGCACCCUGCAGCUGGUGCUGUGCGUGCUGGCCACUACUGACCGUCGGCGAAGGGAUCUUGGCGGCUCGGCCCCGCUCGCCAUCGGCUUCUCCGUGGCCCUGGGGCACCUGCUGGCGAUCGACUACACCGGCUGUGGCAUCAACCCCGCUCGCUCCUUUGGCUCCUCAGUGAUCUCUCACAACUUCAAGGACCACUGGGUCUUCUGGGUGGGGCCCUUCAUCGGGGGCGCCCUGGCCGUGCUCAUCUACGACUUCAUCCUGGCCCCCCGCAGCAGUGACCUCACGGACCGCGUGAAGGUGUGGACCAGCGGCCAGGUGGAGGAGUACGACCUGGAUUCCGACGACAUCAACUCCAGGGUGGAGAUGAAGCCCAAAUAGAGGGGCCGUCUGGGGCAUCCCGCAGGGGUGGGGGCAGGGGCAGCCAGGGCGGGGCGGGGAGGGGCGGGUGGGAGAACUGCACACUGUAGACACUCUGAACAGCGGCCACCGGCACUUCCCAAAGGCCCACGGGCGCAGCCUGGUGGAGCCUGCUUGAGGGCUGUUUCUCUCACUGUCCUUCUCUUUCCCUUUCCUGGCCUUACCGGCUUCCUGGGACCAAGACUGACCAUUCGCUGGCUCAUUCCAGGGCAAGGAGGAGGUGAGGGAGACUGAGCCCCUCGACCUGCCGUCCCCCAGAGUGUGACGGGAAGCAUGCCAGAAAGCCCCCUCCUCCCAGUUCACCUGCUGCCUGGGGUCCGGCCACGAAGGCUCUGUGCUGUGGGCACCACCCCCUUCCCGCAACGAGCACAGAGCCCAAAGGCUGCAGUGGUGGGGUCAGUGGCGGACCAGCUUCCCCUCCUGCACUUUGGUUUGUUCCCACCACCCUCCCCCCCAACUUGGUACCUGACCGUGGAAUCUUCCCUGUCGGGCGCUGAGUGAAGGUCUCAGGGGUGAGAAGAGUGAACCCAACUUCCUGAAGGCCCCUGUAAGGAUGCCCCAGUCAGCCGGGCCGUGGCUUCUGGGAGACGAGCGCAGUGCCUUGCUUCUUGCCUGGUGUUCCCCAGGCAGCUAGCUGCCCAUCUCCAUCCAUCCGUCAGAACUGCACAGGCGUGCAGACGUGACCCGGCAGAGAGCAGCCCAGGCCGCUGGAGCCUCGGACGGUGGCUCCUGCAGUCAGGGCUUGCUGACACAGAGUAGGGUCACCGGCAAGACUGGGGAGGGGUCUGCUGCGGGCUGUGUCCUGCAGUCCGGGUCGGUCUGGUCCACUCCUUGCUGUAUCUCUCUCUGUCUCUCCCUCUCUCCCCCUGCAAAGCUCCCCAGCCCACCUGGCAGCACAACCACAGGUCAGGUGAGGAGGGUGUGGAGGGUGGAGGCCCUCUGCCUACCAUGCAGGUAUGCCCAUCACAGCUGUCCAAAGCGCCACACCAGUGGGCAGGCAGAGUCUUGGGCUUCUGGCUUUUCCAAGUCCCAAGCUGAACCAGGCGAAAGGAGGAGGAGGAAGAGAAGGUCUCCCUGCCCGCUUAGUCCUGAGCUCUUGACUGGAAGCAUCUGAGGUGGCCAGGAGAUGCGCUUGGGCCCUUGAGAACACCGCUGGCCUUGAAUGAGCACGGCAGCCCCGGAACGGCUCAGCAGAAACUGUUGGGGGCAGCGGCUGACGUCCCAGCCGUCCCAGCAGGGCCCCUUCUGCGCCCACAUGGCACGAUGACACAGAGGCAGCGGGGUGGCUGGGGAGCGCUCUGCGGCCACUGGUCCAGCACGACAGCUGAGCUGGCACCUUCAUUAUUCAGCGAGAGCACCCAGGGCACCUUGCAGAUAAGGAGAUGAAGGCCCAGGCUCCCAUAGCUUGUGAUUGGGCCAGGCUGAGGCUACUCCCUCAGCUGCGGCCCUGAUUCCCUCUUUCCCAGUUUCCCAGUUUCUGCCUGGGCCAGUGGUCAAGGGUCAGGAGGAGGAGAGGAUCUCACUGGGGGUGGGGGAGAGGGGCCACACGUCUAGCCCUGCCCUAGCUGCUGCGUCCCAGGCCCUGCUUCUGUCUGCUCUGCACGUAUGUCUCCGUGGAUGUGGAAUCCAGUAUAUGCCAAGCAAAAUAAAAGAAAACGACAUGCAAGGUC
Messenger RNA from Erinaceus europaeus (western European hedgehog), 2631 nucleotides. It is a transcript of the gene AQP1, whose product is annotated as aquaporin 1 (Colton blood group). Bases 104 to 922 code for a protein of 272 amino acids. The record is from RefSeq and is a predicted model, not a curated record. Gene Ontology annotation, cellular component: membrane. The transcript is spliced from 4 exons. Gene Ontology annotation, biological process: hyperosmotic response; renal water transport; carbon dioxide transmembrane transport. Gene Ontology annotation, molecular function: ammonium channel activity; glycerol transmembrane transporter activity; carbon dioxide transmembrane transporter activity. Lineage: Eukaryota; Metazoa; Chordata; Mammalia; Eulipotyphla; Erinaceidae.